UUCACAUUUCAAGAUACUAUCAACAUUUGCAGACAGCCUCAAAGCAAUAUUUUAGUGUUGCGUAAAUUAACUAUAAUCAGAUACUUUUUGCUAUAUUUCAGAGUUGAUUGUGAAGUUGAAAGGUGCACGCUCAAAGAAUGGCAUAGUUGAAUCAGUUGGACAGAUACUACUUGAAUGGUUACCUAAACUUCGUGGUGUGAUGAGCUACUAUACAAACUUGGGUCGAGCAAAGUCAUUGUAUGAUUACAAGAAACGAACAGACCCUGCUUUUGUUGACUUUCUUGAUAGGUGUCGACUGUCAUCAUUCAGCCAUAGACUUGAAGUAUGGGAUUUUCUUGAUGCUCCUCGAUCAUUACUGAUGAAGUAUCCACUUCUAAUUGGUGAAAUCAUGAACAGGACAUCUGCAGAUCAUCCUGAUCUGUACUAUCUCAAGGCAGCUCGUGAAAGUGUGCAAGAGUUUGUAGAAGAGGUUGAUCAUAAGGCUGGUGAGGCUGAGUGUGAUGAGAUCAAAAAACGGCUAUAUUUUUGUUGCAAUGAUGAUAACAAGAUGUGUCAAGCAGUUGUCGAUUCUCGUCUCUUGAUUUAUUACGGUACUGUGAAGAAUACGAAGGGCUCAAAACUAACCCUUUACUUACUCGACAAAUCCUUGGUUGUGGCAAGGCCAGCGACUAGAAAUGACACUUUAGUGUUCCAAGUCUCCAAAGAGCCUAUACCCGUUAAUCAGCUGCUGGUGGAAGAUGUGAAUGAUGGUGAAGUUCGACAAGGAGGCUCAAUAAGAAAUACACUUAAUCGAACACAAGCCAAACAUGUGUUUAGAGUCAUUCGGCAUCAUGAUGACGAUGUAUGGGAGUCACAAACCUUACUUGCUAACAGCGAGCAUGAUAAGAAAGCAUGGCUUGCUGCUUUAAAGUCUGUUAUGCUCAAAUCACAACCACAUAGCGUAGUUUAGUCAUUACUCAAACAUUAUCACAAAGACAGUCAAAUGUGACAAAAGCAGUAAGCUUCACUCUGUAUAGAGGUAGAUUAAAAUUACAAUUAUAACUACUGU
Molecule: messenger RNA, 1048 nt
Organism: Corticium candelabrum
Lineage: Eukaryota; Metazoa; Porifera; Homoscleromorpha; Homosclerophorida; Plakinidae
Product: rho guanine nucleotide exchange factor 3-like
Exons: 11
Coding region: 200-949 (249 amino acids)
Biological process (GO): positive regulation of Rho protein signal transduction
Molecular function (GO): guanyl-nucleotide exchange factor activity
Source: RefSeq, a predicted model, not a curated record